Syngnathus acus (greater pipefish) is the source of this 7748-nucleotide messenger RNA. RefSeq names its product mediator of RNA polymerase II transcription subunit 13-like. Gene Ontology annotation, cellular component: mediator complex. Gene Ontology annotation, molecular function: transcription coregulator activity. Gene Ontology annotation, biological process: regulation of transcription by RNA polymerase II. The record is from RefSeq and is a predicted model, not a curated record. The transcript is spliced from 30 exons. NCBI's taxonomy places the organism in Eukaryota, Metazoa, Chordata, Actinopteri, Syngnathiformes, Syngnathidae. The coding region runs from base 788 to 7078 and encodes 2096 amino acids.
UGUCCUCCUGGCCGCCAUUAAAGAAUUCAAUCCAUGAGUUGAAAUAAUGGAAAUCUGCUGGAGCCAUGGAGCACAGGCAGGGGGGCGCGCAAGCCGAUGAGUAGCCUCGCCGUUUCGCCCUUUCCUUCCUUUCUCGGGGGUUGUUUUCGGGGAUCGCACGGGGGGAGCAUCAUGGUGCUUGUUAGCGAAACGGGGGGGCGGCGGAGCUAAUUGUUUUAUGGAGGCUAGCGUUGUUGGACCUCUGGCAUGUUAGCUCGUCUGCUAGCAGGCUAGUAGAGACCAGGGGGAGGGGAGAGACAGACACACAGACAAGACAGACAGACGCACAGAGUUCCUUUGCCUUGAAAUUGUUUCAGAUCGGCUAGCAGCCAAUAGCGCUAGCGCAUUCGGGGCUGAAGUUUUUCCUGUUUUACUUUCGGAGCUCCCCGUAUUUUUUUGUGCACCGCGAAUAUCACUUAGUCAGCGGUAGUCAAUCCGGUCAUGUUAACUCGUGCUAUUUUGAUAUUUACGGUCAUGUAGCCUCACCGCCGCCAGCACGCUCGCUCACUGGAAGCCCACCGGACAAUACAUUUCAAAUCGGAAUAGAUGAAUCGUUUAGCUAGAUGCUUGUCUUUCCGCUCGAUGCGAUCCAUAACGUUGGCUUAGCUUUCGGGCUAGCGGCGGCUAGCGCCGGCUGGAAGUUGCCUGGCUGACUAGCGGCGGCUGGUCGUAGAAGCAGCACCCCCCCGAGCGAGCAGUUCUUGUGUGCGACCAUGGACUUAAAGGUUCCGAAGACGCAGUGACAAGGAUGACUUCGUGCUUUGUACCAAACGGGGCCAGUUUGGAGGACUGCCACUCCAACCUCUUCUGCCUGGCUGAUUUGACCGGGAUAAAAUGGCGACGCUUUGUGUGGGAAGGCCCCACGUCGUCGCCCAUCCUCUUCCCCGUGACCGAGGAGGACCCCAUCUUGUGCAGCUUCAGCCGGUGCAUGGCGGCCGACGUGCUGAGCGUGUGGCGGCGGCAUCCCACGCCCGGUCGCCGGGAACUCUGGCUCUUCUGGUGGGGCGACGACCCCAGCUUCGCCGAGCUCAUCCAUAACGAACUCUUGAGCGAGGAGGACGGCGAGUGGGAAAGCGGCCUGUCCUACGAGUGUCGCACGCUCCUGUUCAAAGCCAUCCACAACCUGCUGGAGCGCUGCCUCAUGAACCGCGGCUUUGUACGCAUCGGCAAGUGGUUUGUGAAGCCUUAUCAGAAGGACGAGAAAGUCAUCAAUAAAAGCGAGCAUCUGUCCUGCGCGUUCACAUUUUUCGUGCACGGCGACAGCAGCGUGUGCACCAGCGUGGAGAUUGCGCAACACCAGCCUCUGCAGCGGCUGAGCGAGGAGCACCUGAGCCUCGCCCAGCAGAGCUCCAGCCCCUUGCAAGUCAUCUUGAGCCCGUACGGCUUGAACGGUUCCCUCACGGGCCAGGGCUUCAAAAUGUCCGACCACCCCACGCAGAAGCUCAUUGAAGAGUGGCGGCAGUUUUAUCCCAUCAGCCCCAAUCCUAAGGAGAUCCAGGAGGAGAAGAUGGAGGACGGCGACUGGGAGGAUGACUCCCUGGCGGCCGUGGAGGUUCUCGUUGCUGGAGUGAGGAUGGUGUACCCUUCCUGUCUGGUGCUCCUCCCCCUGACAGAUCUCCCCGCAGUGGUCUCUCAAGGUUCAUCCAACACCUCAGGAAGCACGUGCGGCGGCGCUCAGUCAGGCCAGGCCGCUCACAGAGAUCCCGCCAUGUCCUCUGUCACGCUGACGCCGCCAACGUCGCCGGAGGAAGCUCAGACUGGCUAUCAGCCAGCACACAGGUGGCAUAAAUUGUCUUCUGCGUCCGACGGCUUCAGUAACAACAACACUCUUCACGGGGGGAAAAUCCCUCGAAGGCUGGCCAGCCACAUGGUGGAGUCCGUUUGGCAGGAGUAUAACAUAAACCGCACAGGGAACAAGAGGAAGUUUACAAACUUGACCAACGGGACUUGUGAGGACGAGGCGGACAAAACCGGGCUGUGGGAUUUCAUGGAGCCCGUCCACAGGCCACAUUGCAAUUGUUCAAGGCAUAAGAAUUCGAAGCAGCGGCCCAUCAACACCUCAGGACACCCGCCGUCGUCAGGCCAGCCCACCCCGCCAGCCCCAAAGCACAAGCUGGUCGAGAAGCUGGAGAAGGGCGAGAAGCAGCAAAAGAGGCCGCAAACUCCCUUUCACCACCGCAACUCUGUGAGCGACGAGCAGCCGCUGGAGCCUCAGACGCCCAGGCUGUGCCUGCGAGGGCAGGAGGAGGGCACCUACCCCAGCCUGCACCACGUGGACACGGCCCCGCCCCCCAAAGCGCCCACGCCGCACACCCACGGCCCCCCCGCCGACCUGGUGGGCUCGCCGCCGCCCCCGCCGCUCAGCCCGCACCCGUGCGACCACGCCGACGGCGACCUGACUCCGAGCGGCAUGAAGAACUCCACGCCCAUUCACCAGCCCUUUUACCCGCCUUCGGUGGAGCCUUGCCUGCUGCCUCAGAAGAGCUCGUCGGAAGAGCCCCCUCCGGAGAGCACGCCCAUGCCUUUACCCUUCCCCCCACCCUUUAACGAAACCUUGGAGCCCACCGUCUUUAUCGGCUCCGCCGUCAACCCCAACGAAGAUUCCGGACACAACCCCUGGAAGUAUUUCAACCUGCCGAGGAAGAAGGCGGCCAUCUUUCACACACCUCUGCUACCUGCCGAUAAAGUACGAGAUGACUGUGGAGGCGGCGCGGGAGCCGAAAGCGUCGUGUCUGUUACAGAGUUGAUGGUGGGCUCCAUGCAGCCUCUCAAAGUGUCCCAGGACGUGGUGAAGACCUACGCCCAGCGAAGGAAUACAUACAUGUCCUGCGCCACGACGGACGCCGACCACAGCGGCGAGCCGGACCCAUAUGCCUUUGACGAAGGGGAUGAGGAAUUCAGUUUCAGGGAAAAGAGGGACAAGUCUGGAGUUGAGAGGGAUGGGAGCAAGAAACAUAAGCUGGAUGACGGAUCGGCUUCAGCCGAUGAAGGUCAAGGUCCAUCAGGCAGCAAGCCAGCCGCCUCCACCAGCCUCAUCCAUGAGAACGACUUGGCCGUGUCCUAUAGCGACUUGGAUAAAAUCUUCAAUUCGGAUGAAGAUGAGUUAGCGCCUGGAGCCAAAAGAGCCAGCGCUGGUGUCGAUGACAAGUUUGUCUCGAAAGAAGCAAAGCCCUCUUUGGACCCCUUGGCUUCCAUCAGCACGGCAGAUCUGCACAAGAUGUUUCCCACCCCACCGUCUACGGACCAGCAGGGCUACUCCCCCAUGAACUCCGGCAGCAAGGACAGCCUGGAAGCGGGGGCCGGCCUCACCCUGCUGGACAGCAGCCAGCUCAACAACCAUUUCAAGAUGGAGGUGGAGGAGGGUUUCUGCAGCCCCAAGCCCACUGAAGUAAAGGACUUUUCUUUUGUGUACAAGCCGGAGACGAGUCAGCCUUUUAUUGGCUGCUCCAUGUACGCCCCUCUGAAGACCCUGCCCAGUCAGUGUCUGAUGCCAAUCAAGCUGCCCGAGCACAAAUGUGUGUACAUGCGGAACUGGAGCAUCGGCAAAAUGGAGCUGAUGCCAGCGGUGGUGACCAAAGACGGCAACAUCCCAAGUGUGGAGCCCGAUGACAUCCAGAGCCACACCCCUCAGACCCACACGCCCGUCAUGUCCAGCAGCGCCCCUCCCAGCAACAGUGGCGCGGGCAUCCUCCCGUCGCCGGCCACGCCCCGUUUCUCCGUGCCCACGCCUCGCACUCCCCGCACCCCUCGAACGCCGCGCGGACCCUCCAGCGUCCAGGGCUCGCUCAAGUACGACAACUCUGACCUCUACUCCCCGGCUUCCACUUCCUCCACCUGCCGGCCGCUCAGCUCGGUGGAGCCGGCCACCGUCCCGUCCGUCCCUGAGGCGCACAGCCUCUACGUCACGCUCAUCCUCUCCGAGUCGGUCAUGAACCUCUUCAAGGACUGCAACUUCGACAGCUGCUGCGUGUGCGUGUGCAACAUGAACAUCCGAGGCGCCGACGUGGGCGUGUACCUGAAGGACAACGGCGAGGCCCAGUACCCCUGCACGUGCGGCUUCAGCGCCGUCGCCAAUCGCCGCUUCGGCCAGUCCGCCGGGCUCUUCCUGGAGGACGAGCUGGACGUGGUCGGCCGCGGCUCGGACGCCGGCCGCGACACGGAGCGCUGCUUCGAAGAGCUGCGGGCGUCCGCCAAACACAAGUCGUGCAGUCUGAAGGAGAAACCGCCCGACGAGCUCAUUCUACUUCUCCAGGACCAGUGUACCAACCCGUUUGCGCCCAUGGGAGGUGUGGAGUACCCCAAACUGAGCUCCGCCCCCAGCUCCUUUGUGAGGGUGGAGGAGAGAGACUGUUAUAACGACUGCUACAUGGCGCUGGAGCACGGCCGGCAGUUCAUGGACAACAUGUCGGGAGGCAAAGUGGAUGAAAGUCUCGUGAAAAGCACUUGUCUUCAUCAGUGGCCAAAAUGCAAAUCGGCGGACAUGAACAAGCUGUUCUCUCAGGACGUGCUGCGGGUGCUGUUGUCCCUCCAGCCUGUCUUGCAGGACACCAUUCAGAAGAAGAGAAGCGUGCGCUCGUGGGGCGUUCAAGGACCCCUCACCUGGCAGCAGUUCCACAAGAUGGCCGGGAGGGGGUCUUAUGGUACAGACGAGUCUCCCGAGCCGCUGCCCAUCCCGACAUUUCUGGUGGGCUACGAGUACGACUUUGUGGUGCUGUCCCCCUUUGGCUUGCCCUACUGGGAAAAGCUGCUCCUGGAUCCUUUCGGCUCCCAGAGGGAUGUCGGCUUUGUCGUCGUCUGCCCGGAAAGCGAAACGCUCCUCUGCCGGGCCAAAACGUUCUUCAAAGAUUUGAGCGCCAUGUAUGAGGCGUGCCAGCUCGGCCAGCACAGGCCCAUCUGCAAAAGCCAUCCCGAGGGCAUCCUGAAGGUCGGCAGCACAGAAGGCAGGAGCAUGGCCGAGCAGCCCCUCAGCGACUGGUUCCUCAAGAUGGCCGCCAGAGACGGCAACAGCGACGCCUUCAAUAAACUCAAAGUCUUUGCUCAAGUGUGCCGCUACGAUCUAGCUCCCUACCUAGCAGAGCAGUCUCUGGACAGCUCCCUCCUAUCCCAGCGCAACCCCGCCACUGCCGCAUCUUCUCAGAGCCCCGCCUCUUCAGGAAACUCAAACGCCACCCAGAUCAACAGCGCCCCUCCGCCCGCCCCCUCCGGCACCCAGACCAUGGGUGGCUUGUCGUCGUCCAAGCCGGGCGCCUACGCCCCAUUUGGAGCCGGCGGGCUGCAGGGUAGCGCGGCGCCUAACGGGCCCCAGUCCAACCCACAAGGCCCGGGUGCGGAAAAUGGGGCCACUGCCCAAAGCUCGAGUGAGGCACCCGAGAGCACAAUGGAGAGAGAGAAAGUGGGCAAGCCAACGGACGGCGAGUCGCACGCCAUCUCCUACCCGCCCGCCAUCGUGGUGUACAUAGUGGACCCGUUCAGCUACACCGACGCCGACCGCGAGGUCCAUUCCAGCGCUUACACGCUGGGCCUCUUACGCUGCUACACGGAGAUGCUCCAGUUCCUUCCCAGUCGCAUCAGAAACGCCGUCUCCGUGCAGAUCGUUCCGUGCCAGUACCUCCUGCAGCCGGUGCACAGCGGCGAGCGGCACCUGUACGGCCAGCACCUCAAGUCGCUCGCCUUCUCCGUCUUCACGCAAUGUCGCCGGCCCCUGCCUAACUCCACCAACUUCAAAGCUCUGACCGGUUUCGGUCCCGGCCUUGCCAUCGACAUGGCGCUCAAAAACCCAGAGAGGCCGGAGUGUCUGCGUCUGUACACGCCGCCUUUCAUUCUGGCCCCGGUGAAAGAUAAGCAGACGGAGCUAGGCGAGACUUUCGGCGAGGCGUCGCAGAAGUACAACAUCCUGUUUGUGGGCUACUGCCUGUCGCACGACCAGCGCUGGCUGCUGGCGUCCUGUACCGACCAGCACGGCGAGCUGCUGGAGAGCUGCAUCAUCAGCAUCGACGUGCCCAACAGUAGGGCCCGCAGGAAAAUGGGCUCCGCCCGACGGCUGGGUCUGCAGAAGCUGUGGGAUUGGUGCCUGGGCUUGGUGCAGGUGACUUCACUGCCGUGGAGGGUGGUGAUUGGUCGCCUGGGGAGGAUGGGCCACGGCGAGCUCAGAGACUGGAGUAUUCUGCUGAGCAGGAGGAACCUUCAGUCCCUCAGCAAACGCUUGAAAGAGACAUGCCGGAUGUGCGGCAUCUCUGCUGCCGACACUCCCAGCAUCCUUAGCGCCUGCCUGGUCGCCAUGGAGCCUCAAGGUUCUUUUGUGGUCAUGCCAGAUUCGGUGUCGACGGGCUCGGUGUUCGGCCGCAGCACCACGCUCAACAUGCAGACGUCGCAGCUGAGCACGCCGCAGGACACGUCGUGCACGCACAUCUUGGUGUUUCCCACCUCGGCCAUGGUGCAGGUCAACACCAACACGUCGGAGCCCAUCGACAUCAACUUCAACCCCAUUAAUCCAGACGGCUCUGACGAAAUUGGCAUCUUCGAGCUGUUCGACAACGACAUGGUAGACCCGGACAUCAUCAGCAUCCUGCCCAACUCGCCCACCACCUCCCCUGUUCACUCGCCUGGCUCGCAUUACCACCAGGGCGGCGACGGAAGCAAGGGUCAGAGCGCGGAUCGCAUGGAAUCUCACGAGGAGGCGUUGAACAUCCUGCAGCAACCCAUGGCGCUAGGCUACUUUGUGUCCACUGCCAAGGCCGGCCCGCUACCCGACUGGUUUUGGUCAGCCUGUCCUCAAGCUCAGAACCAGUGUCCUCUGUUCCUCAAGGCUUCUCUGCACCUGCACGUGUCCUCUGUCCAAUCCGACGAGCUGCUGCACAGUAAACACUCCCAUCCCCUCGACUCCAACCACACCUCAGACGUCCUCAGAUUUGUCCUGGAGCAGUACAACGCCCUCUCCUGGCUGACGUGCGACCCCGCCACUCAGGACCGCCGCUCCUGUCUGCCUGUUCACUUUGUGGUGCUGACGCAGAUGUACAAUUUCAUCAUGAACAUGCUCUGAUGCUCACGGACGAGCCGUCACGCGACUCGCCGGGAGCAGGAAGAAGCCUCUCGGCGCUCCCGCCCAGCGUCCAAUCAGAUGCCAAGAAUCCAUUUUGGAUGAUCAAGGGAGGUUUCGUAAAAAGGUGUUUUUAAUGACUGUAGAUUGCAAUCGAUGAAAUUUUAUCCUAAUGAAAUGCCUGCAUAUAUUAUUUAUUGUAAGUUUUUAAAUGUGGAAUUUUUAACGCUUAAUAUCUUUUAUAUAUUACAAAUCCUAGCGGGUGUGUACAUCUCAGUGUAAAGGAAGUGGCUUUGGAACAAGUGGUGAACUUUUUUGCUGUAGAUGACUUUUAGAAUCUUAUUUUUUCAAAGAAGGGUACACGCCUUUUUAUCGCCACGCUGUAAACAUGAAGUGGACGCCUGGCCCCGCCCCCUCCCCGCGGCGAGCGCACAGGAAGAGUCGCGUCUCGCCCGCCAUUUUGGGGCUCCAGACGCUCUCGCACACUUGAACUCAAUGAGCUCUGGAGAGGAAUUCAAAAGGUACAUUGUCAGAUGAUAUAUUUUAUAUAACAGAUUUAGGUAAUCGUGUGUGUGCGUGUGUGUAUAUGUGUACAUAUAAUUGUGUGCCGCUACUGAUGGUGCAGCUUCUGUUUUAGGAAUAAAGUGCGUCUACAUGAUGCCACCUCCUUGAA